AGCCGCUGGCUUCGGUAGUGCCUCUCGUUGCUUCGGCCAAAGUGAGCGGAGGUGCAAUGCCGCGCCAAUGGGGAGGUCGGAGCGCCUAUGAGGUGAUGGGCGUGCCGGAGGAUUGCAGCCCCGCGCGGGUGCGAAAGUGCUUCCUGGAGGAAGCGAGGCGAUGGCACCCGGACAAGCGCCACAAUGACACUCCGGAGGAGCUGGCAUUCGCCCGGGCACGCUUCAUUGAGCUGCACGAGGCCUACGAGGAGCUGGAGAAGAAGAGGGUGGCGCCCAAAUCUCAGGCCUCAUCUUCUACAUCUUCCGACGAUUGGCACCGCCAGAGGUUGGAAGAGGUUGAGGAGGAGCUGCAGAAGGCUGAGAAGGCCUAUGCAGAGGAAAAGGCGGCGAGAGAAGAGAUCGAGGAGUACUUGGCAGAGCUCCGGGAGACUACGAAGAACGCGGCGAGUUACACCGAGGAGGAGCUGCAGGUGUUGAGGCAAUGGCACCACAAUGCCUUCCAGGCCCUUCUGGUGAAGCGCAAUGAGGAGUACCAAUAUCAGGCCUCCGUCGCGCGCCUGAGGCAGUGGCAGGCAGUCCUGCAGGAGCGCGAGGAGUCCGCUCCCCCGCAGUCCUGCGCUCCCUGUGAGGAGCUGAACGCGGGCUUCGGGCUCGGCGCUGCUAUUAGCUAUGUGGGCGACAGCGUGUGCCAGACCCUCGCUGAUGCCAAGAUCGGCUGGGACGAGCUGGCUGAGGACGUCGAGUCGAUCUAUGCGAGCAUCUCCGGAUUCUUCACCGCCUGGCGUGUGGUCCGGGAGGAGCGAACUUCAUAAAGGCGCUGGUGAACGCCGCUUAGGACCUCCAGAAUUGGCAGGGAGCACCAAAUCUCCCGCCGCCUGCAUGGCCAAUGAGAUCCGGAGAACCGACCAAAAAAGUCGCGAAGCCCCCGCCCUUCGGGUACCCGCAGCUUUUUUCAUGUGUGUGUGUUU
Molecule: messenger RNA, 968 nt
Organism: Effrenium voratum
Lineage: Eukaryota; Dinophyceae; Suessiales; Symbiodiniaceae
Source: the annotation of a GenBank genome assembly